GGCCUGGGGUGGGGCUGGGAGGGGAUACUGCCAGGGGCGGGGCAUCCAGCUUUGGGCCAGGGGGUCCAAAGUGCUAGGCCCCUGCCUUGCCGGACGUUUUUUUGGGGUCCUUCUAGCAGCUGGGGACAACUUGAUUGGGGGUGAAGUUGGAGAUAUUUAUACCCAGGGUCAGGCAGAGAGCAGACCAGCUGCCGAGGGCCAGAGAACCGGGAGAUAGGACUCAGGAAACCUGGGUGCAGCGGUGCAGGCGGGCCUCGGGCGUGUCCAGUUUGUCUGUCUCUGAAUCCAGGAUCAUGAGAGUUCUGGGCCACAUCUUGGUUCUCUGUGCGGGUCUUGCUGCCAUGGCCAAUGCAGAAGCUCCUCAGGAAAAUGACCCAUUUACUUACGACUACCAGUCCCUGCGCAUCGCAGGCCUGACUGUGGCGGGGGUCCUCUUCAUCCUGGGCAUCCUCAUCAUUUUGAGACCGGGGAACCCGACGAAGAGGAGGGAACUUUCCGCAGCUCCAUCCGCCGUCUGUCCACCCGCCGGCGGUAAAAACACCUGGCGCGAUGGAACACAGCCAGGAGUCGCGGGGUACCUGACGCCCCUGACCCCCUCCAGCCGCCUGGACCGCCACCUCCCAGGUCCCGCCCCCACCCGACUCCCCUCAGCUGCUGCUCAGAUUCUCAAUAAAACUGCUUCCCUCUCUCCACCGCGCUUGGUGACUCCGCCGGCCCUCUGCGGUAGAGAAGGGCGCCCGGCGCCCACCCCCCACCCCCAGCCUUGCCCCAGCAGGAGGUGCCCCCACCCUUGGGGAAGGGGCGGGGACGUCGGCAGUGGGCGGGGGCGGAGGUGGGGUGUCCCGGACCCGGGCGGGCUCUCCGGGCCCCCAUUGGCUAAGGCCCCCAAGCUCCAGGGCUCUCCCGGUACCCCCCCCAACACACGAGUCAGUCCACCCCGCUUCCAGCUGCUGCAGUAG
This is a messenger RNA of Erinaceus europaeus (western European hedgehog), 959 nucleotides long. RefSeq names its product FXYD domain containing ion transport regulator 1 (gene FXYD1). The record is from RefSeq and is a predicted model, not a curated record. The coding region runs from base 294 to 959 and encodes 221 amino acids. Gene Ontology annotation, cellular component: membrane. NCBI's taxonomy places the organism in Eukaryota, Metazoa, Chordata, Mammalia, Eulipotyphla, Erinaceidae. Gene Ontology annotation, biological process: regulation of sodium ion transmembrane transporter activity; monoatomic ion transport. Gene Ontology annotation, molecular function: sodium channel regulator activity. The transcript is spliced from 8 exons.